AUGGAGGUCAGUGUGAGGGCUGCUCUAGGACUGUCCCUCACGGGCAUGUCUGGCCUCAGCCUCAUCUCCCCUGCCUGGUUCCAGAGCCCUUCCUUCUCCUAUGGUGUCUUUGCAUACUGCUCCUGGCCACAGGGUGACCGCUGGAACCAGAGCUGUGUGACCUUUGGGUCCCUGAAGGACAUGCCAGGCUUGGCCUGGAAGGUCUCGGCUGUGAUGCUCCUGGAAGGCUGGGUCCUGCUGGCCAUUAGUGCUCUUCUUCUUUUGGCCUGGACACUGGCCCCGAGAAGGCUGUAUCCCUGGAGGGGCUCUGCUCCAACAUCUAUGGUCCAGGCAGCAGCAGCAGCCUCCACCCUUGUAGGUCUGCUGGUUUUUCCAGUCACUCUGGCUUCCCCUUUAGCCAAAGAAAUCUGUGAAGGUUCCUCCACAUACUACAGCGGAACAUGCCAGCUGAGCUGGGGCUAUGCUACUACCAUCCUCAAUGUGGUCCUGACCAGUCUGCUUGUUGUCAUCGGAUGGCCUCGAAUGACCAAUGGCCAGAGGACAGCUACCCCAUCCUCUAGUGACACUCCAGAGAAUCUCCCUUGUGUCAGAAUAAGCAAAUGA
Molecule: messenger RNA, 603 nt
Organism: Cricetulus griseus (Chinese hamster)
Lineage: Eukaryota; Metazoa; Chordata; Mammalia; Rodentia; Cricetidae
Source: RefSeq, a predicted model, not a curated record